CCUCUGCCAGUGACUCUGACGACCUGCUCAGCUCCCUGCCCCGGGACGAUCCAAGUGGAUCGGUGACUGCUGUGUGUUGGUGACCUCACGCGGCUGCUGGAGAGCGCAGGAGUGAAGGCGUUAACUCCAGAGACGGCCCCUUUAAGACUGGACUGGAUCAUGUGUGGACGGGUGCCAGCUCAGCUCGCCUUCCCACCGACGCCACGGCCCGGGAUCCUGCCGAACCACCGCCGCUUGUGACGCCACCUCUCCCUGGACGCGACCGUUGGCUGAGCAGCGGGGCGGCGGCGGCGGACUCUCACCCCGGGGGAGGCGCACUCUCAGGCGGCCACAGUGCCGCAGAGCAACACUCCCCAUCUGCACCGACAUGAAGUCCCGUUGACCCACCGCGGAGGAGCGCCAGGUCGAACCGGGGACGUUGGACGGGGAUCGAACGUGUGACAUACGAGGAAUAGUCAGAAGGACGAACGAUGUCGGUUCCGAACGUGCUGGCCAAGGCGUUGUACGACAACGUGGCCGAGUCUCCAGACGAGUUGUCCUUCCGCAAGGGAGACAUCAUGACUGUGCUGGAGCGCGACACCCAGGGCCUGGACGGUUGGUGGCUCUGCUCACUCCACGGACGACAAGGCAUCGUCCCCGGCAACCGCCUCAAAAUCCUGGUGGGCAUGUACGACAGCAAGCAGCAACCGGCGAUGCCUGGCCUGUCCGACCCAGCUUUUACGUCCCCCACCUCACAGUCGCAACGACCCCAGCCCCCCCUGAGUGCCUACGCCAAACCAGCCCCAGCCCUCUCUACGUCCUCUUCAGGGUACACCAGUAAGCCCCUCCCUUCUACUCAAUACACUUCAGUGCUCUCAGCGUACGCGACACCUAGCCCUGCGCAGUCCACCCCUGACUCCGUCUACAUGAUCCCUCCCUCUCAUGGCCCUAAACCUAGUCCCCAAAGUGUGUACCAGAUUCCAUCGGGGCCAAUUGGACCUCCUCCGAAGGCCCACCCUGGACCCUCCACGAAGCCCCCGCCCUUAGCACAGAGACAGUAUCAGAUGUCUGCGCAGGACAUCUACCAGGUGCCCCCUUCUCUCGGCCCGGCACCGGACCAGGGUGUCGGAGGUGGGCAGGAAGUCUACCAGGUGCCGCCUUCUCUGGAGAAGCGAAACUGGGAGGCCAGCAAACCUCUGGGCAAGGUGGUGGUUCCGACCCGAGUGGGUCAGGUGUACGUGUACGACACCGUCAAGUCAGACCAGGACGAGUACGACGUCCCUCCCCGACAUCUGCCGGCGGCGCAGCAGGACAUCUACGACGUUCCCCCGGCACGACAGCAGUUCGGCACCCAGGUGUACGACACGCCGCCCAUGGUGAUGAAGGGGCCCUCUAGUGGCCAGGAUAUAUAUGACACGCCGGCCGGCUCAGACAAGAGCGCUCAGCAGAUGGUCUACGACUUCCCUCCCUCGGUCAGUAAAGACGUGACGGACGACCCGGCACUCAGAGAGGAGACCUACGACGUCCCGCCGCACUUCGCCAAGCUCAAGUCUCAGACGCCCCUCCCACCCCGGAAGUUCCAGCGCGAGGAAGACGACAACGAGCCGCCCAUCCCCGAGGACGUCUACGACAUCCCGCCCCCCGUCCUGACCGACAAGCACUACCACGGCGACCGAGUCAAGCAGGCGGGCCAGGAGAUCUACGACAUCCCGGCCAGUCUGCGGCCCGGGCACUCGGCCCAGGUCUACGACUUCCCCCGGGACAGGGAGGAGCGGGGAGGCGAGCAGUACGUCUACGACAUCCCCCCGCAGGUGGUCCGCGACCCCCAGUCCUCCGGGGACGACCUCUCCGUGUCCUUCAAGCGCUUGUCGGCCUCCAGCACGGGCAGCGUUCGCAGCAACCACUCGGCUUCUUCUCUGGACUUGGUCCCGGUGCGGGACACCUCAUCCUCCUCCCAGUGCCCGGAACCCAUGUCCGGGAAGCCCCUGAUCCUGGACCUGGAGCAGGCCAUGGAGCGCCUGUCCCGGCUGCAGCAGGCCGUGGAGUCCAGCGUCUCCCUCAUGAUGUCCUUCAUCACUGGCAACUGGCGGAGCCCCGCCCACCUGGAGGGGAACCUGCCGGCCAUCCACCAGGCGGCGGACCGGGUCCGAGCCACGGUGCGGGACUUCCUGGAGUUUGCCCGCGGCGCGGUGGCCAACGCGGCUCAGGCCAGCGACCGCUCCCUGCAGGCCAAGCUGGGCCGGCAGGUGGGGAAGAUGGAGGAGGUCUUCCAGAGCCUGAUCCAGCACAGCCAGAGCCUGGACGCCGUGGCCUGGUCGCACACGCAGCUGGCGGCGCCCCCCGCUGGCGGCGACGCCCUGGACCGGCUCGUCAUGACGGCCAGGGGGAUCCCGGACGACGCCAAGCAGCUGGCGUCCUUCCUGCACGGCAACGCCUCGCUGCUGUUCAAGCGCAGCCACUGGCAGCAGCAGCAGCUGCCGCUGCCGCCCAUCCCCGGGGAGCCGGGCGCUCACAUGACCGGCUCGGGCAGCGGCAGCUACCAGGGAGGCGAGCGGGUCAACAUUCAGUCUCGGCCCCUCCCCUCCCCGCCCAAGUUCACGGCCGCCGAGGAGGAGGAAGGUGUGGAGCGCUCGUACGAGACCACGGAGGAGGGUUGGAUGGAGGACUACGACUACGUCCACCUGCAGGGGAAGGAGGAGUUUGAGAAGAACCAAAGACAACUGCUGGAGAAAGGAAACAUCAUCCGACACAAGACGCAGCUGGAGCAGCAGCAGAUCAAGCAGUUUGAGCGUCUGGAGCAGGAAGUGAGUCGACCCAUCAACAACGACAUGAGCGGCUGGGUCCCGCCUCCCCACCACCCCCUGGCCAAUCAGAACGGAGGCCCCUCCUCCUCCUCCUCCUCCUCCUGCCCCCCCUCCUCCAAGCUGUGCCACGGCGACCGGCAGCUGCUGCUCUUCUACCAGGAGCAGUGCGAGCAGAACGUCACCACGGUGACCAACGCCAUCGACGCCUUCUUCACCGCCGUCAACUCCAACCAGCCGCCCAAGAUCUUCGUGGCCCACAGCAAGCUGGUCAUCCUCAGCGCCCACAAGCUGGUCUUCAUCGGCGACACGCUGUCGCGGCAGGCCAAGGCGCCGGAGGUGCGGGCGCACGUGGCCCAGAGCAGCAACACGCUCUGCGAGAAGCUCAAGGACAUCGUCGUCAGCACCAAGACGGCGGCGCUGCAGUACCCGUCCUCAGCCGCGGCGCGGGACAUGACGGAGCGCGUGCGCGAGCUGGCCGGCUGCACGCAGCACUUCCGCAUGGUGCUGGGACAACUGCUGCUCAUGUAGAGGUACUGGCAGGCCGGGAUCCUGGAGGUCCGGCCGGACGUCUGCUCUGCUGAGACCCUACCUCACCUCCCGCCGCGGGGACAGGAGCGUUGGUGACGUGGGCUGGGCCACCCGUGUAAAAUACUCGUGUAAAUAGUGCGCAACUUCACCGUAUAAAUAUGAGCGGUUUUCUAAGCGGACGUCUGCGUCGCCGCCGUGUUCGUCGUCGUGCGUCCCUCCUCCACCCUGACCAAGGCACACUGGAGCACGGGAGGGCGCCCGGGUCCGGCCCGGCGCCAGGUCCCACUCCGGGCUGGGUUUUUGGUAAGAGGCAUGUGUUUGACUGCAGGAGUGUGAUCAGGUGCAACACCAGUGAAUUAAAGUUGCUUUUCAUCUU
Messenger RNA from Synchiropus splendidus (mandarinfish), 3687 nucleotides. RefSeq names its product BCAR1 scaffold protein, Cas family member (gene bcar1). The record is from RefSeq and is a predicted model, not a curated record. Gene Ontology annotation, biological process: cell surface receptor protein tyrosine kinase signaling pathway; cell migration. The transcript has 8 exons. Gene Ontology annotation, cellular component: cytoplasm; focal adhesion; plasma membrane. Lineage: Eukaryota; Metazoa; Chordata; Actinopteri; Syngnathiformes; Callionymidae. Gene Ontology annotation, molecular function: protein binding. Bases 471 to 3311 code for a protein of 946 amino acids.